This is a messenger RNA of Camelina sativa (false flax), 1745 nucleotides long. Lineage: Eukaryota; Viridiplantae; Streptophyta; Magnoliopsida; Brassicales; Brassicaceae. The record is from RefSeq and is a predicted model, not a curated record.
CCAUCACAAACUGGAACUACGCUUCUCUGUUUCUUCAUGCUACAAUCAGUGAUAGAUACGUACUCCCUCUUCUUCACGUUGAUCUCAUUCUUCUCUAUCCUUCCACCUAUUCCGAUGUCCGUCGCCGUCAAGAAUCUCUCCGCCGCUUCAUCCUCUUCAUCUCCGGCGAUUCCGGUUAAAGUCAUCCCUCUCCAGCAUCCCGAUUCCACCUCUUCUGAUCCUCGCUGUCACUCAGUUCCCUUCAAUAAUUUCUUCUCCCGAUGGACGGCGAAGAUUAAGCGUAUGACGUUAGUCGACUGGAUUGAUACGAUUUUUCCUUGCUUCCUUUGGAUUCGGACUUACCGUUGGCAACAAUACUUUAAGCUUGAUCUUAUGGCUGGUAUCACCGUCGGUAUCAUGCUUGUUCCUCAGGCAAUGUCGUAUGCAAGGUUAGCUGGGCUUCAACCAAUAUACGGUUUAUACUCCUCAUUUGUGCCGGUAUUUGUGUAUGCUGUGUUCGGUUCAUCCCGUCAGCUAGCAGUUGGACCUGUAGCAUUAGUUUCCCUUCUAGUCUCUAAUGCCUUGAGUGGUAUUGCUGAUCCAUCUGAAGAGUUAUACACUGAGCUUGCCAUUUUGUUGGCUCUUCUCGUUGGAAUAUUUGAAUGCAUCAUGGGGCUCUUGAGGCUUGGAUGGCUUAUUCGUUUCAUAAGCCACUCAGUCAUAUCUGGAUUUACAACUGCUUCAGCUGUUGUGAUUGGGUUAUCCCAACUGAAAUACUUCCUGGGAUAUAGCGUUUCUCGGAGCAGCAAGAUUGUGCCUUUAAUUGAGAGUAUAAUUGCUGGAGCUGAUCAGUUUAAGUGGCCACCUUUCUUGUUGGGAUCCACCAUUCUGGUGAUCCUUUUAGUAAUGAAGCAUGUGGGAAAAGCAAAGAAAGAACUUCAGUUUGUACGAGCAGCAGGACCACUCACAGGGCUUGCUCUUGGUACAACCAUUGCAAAAGUGUUCCAUCCACCUUCCAUCUCGCUGGUGGGAGAUAUACCUCAGGGCCUUCCAGAGUUUUCAUUCCCAAAAAGUUUUGAUCAUGCAAAAUUAUUGCUUCCAACAGCGGCUCUCAUUACUGGUGUUGCCAUCUUGGAAUCUGUAGGCAUUGCGAAAGCACUAGCUGCGAAAAAUAGAUACGAGUUGGAUUCAAAUUCAGAGUUGUUUGGUCUUGGUGUUGCAAAUAUAUUUGGGUCAUUAUUUUCUGCGUAUCCGACUACAGGAUCCUUUUCUAGGUCAGCGGUGAAUAGCGAAAGUGAAGCUAAGACUGGCCUAUCAGGCCUUAUAACAGGAACCAUCAUUGGAUGUUCUCUAUUGUUCUUGACCCCAAUGUUUAAAUAUAUACCACAGUGUGCUUUAGCAGCAAUAGUGAUAUCUGCAGUAAGUGGCUUGGUGGACUAUGAAGGGGCAAUCUUUCUGUGGCGUGUGGACAAGAGAGAUUUUACUCUCUGGACCAUCACUAGCACCACCACUUUGUUCUUUGGAAUAGAGAUAGGGGUCCUCAUUGGUGUGAGUUGGUUUUUCACUUGCAUUUGUUAUCCACGAGUCUGCAAACCCCCAUAUCGCUGUCUUGGGGCGUCUUCAAGGGACCACUAUAUACAGAAACAUAAAGCAGUAUCCGGAGGCAUACACUUACAACGGGAUUGUGAUUGUUCGAAUCGAUGCUCCCAUAUAUUUUGCAAACAUAAGCUACAUCAAGGACAGGCUACGAGAAUAUGAAGUAGCUA